Molecule: messenger RNA, 1879 nt
Organism: Drosophila elegans
Lineage: Eukaryota; Metazoa; Arthropoda; Insecta; Diptera; Drosophilidae
Product: putative fatty acyl-CoA reductase CG5065
Exons: 6
Coding region: 142-1695 (517 amino acids)
Biological process (GO): long-chain fatty-acyl-CoA metabolic process
Cellular component (GO): peroxisome
Molecular function (GO): alcohol-forming very long-chain fatty acyl-CoA reductase (NADP+) activity
Source: RefSeq, a predicted model, not a curated record
UUUCGUGAUCAGUUUGUGUUUAGCAUUCGGCGAGCGCGGGUCAACAGUAUCUGAAUCUGAAUCCGCAUCUGAAUCCGCAAAGUAUCCAAGUAUCUGGUUAAAAGGGUCUGCCAUUGUUGCCAAGUGAAGAAGCCAUCCGAGAUGACCGCCAAGCCGAAGUUCGUGUAUGAGAAGGAUGAUUUGGCCACCAUAGGCGAGGUGGACGACAACGAGGUGGACCGCAUUGCGGAGUGCUUCAAGGGACGCAGUCUGUUCAUCACAGGCGGCACUGGUUUCCUGGGCAAGGUCCUGGUCGAGAAACUGCUGCGGUCGUGUGGUGGCCUCAAGCGCAUUUAUCUGCUCAUCCGGCCGAAGAAGGGCAAGGAUCCGCAGGAACGCAUCAAGGAUAUAUUCCAGAAUGUGCUGUUUGACCAGGUGAAACAGCUUCGCGGCGAGGAGCAAAUCCUGCAACAGGUGGUGGCCAUCGCCGGAGACGUCCUCUUACCCGGCCUGGGAAUCUCCGAGAAGGACCUGGAAACGCUGCGCCAGGAGGUGUCCAUUGUGUACCAUUGUGCAGCCACAGUGCGCUUUGAUGAACCCCUUCGCAAUGCCGUGUUCAUGAACACCCGCGGCACCAAGUACAUGCUGGAGCUGGCCCAGAGCCUGAAGCACCUGGACUUCUUCGCCUACUGCUCCACGGCCUACUGCCAUUUGCACGUGAAGACGCUGUACGAGAAGCCGUACGAUCCGCCAGCAGAUCCGCACAAGGUGAUGCAGGCCUGCGAGUGGCUGACGGAUGACGAGGUGGCCACCAUCGAGAAGAAGGUGCUCGGGGACAUCCCGAACACGUACGCCUACACCAAGUCACUGGCCGAGGCGCUGGUGGUGGAGAAGUUCGACCAGCUGCCCGCCGUGAUCCUGCGGCCCUCGAUCGUGAUCCCCAUCUGGAAGGAGCCCAUUCCGGGCUGGACGGACAACAUCAACGGGCCCACUGGCCUGCUCAUCGGAGCGGGAAAGGGUGUCAUUCGCACCAUGUACUGCAAUUCCUCCGGGUACGGCGAUUUCCUGCCCGUGGAUGUGGCUGUCAAUGGCAUCCUGGUGGCCAGCUGGAGGAACAUCACAGCGGGCACGGACACCACCAAUCGGGUGGCGCACAUGACCUCCUCCAACGACAUCAAGGUGUCCUGGGCGGAGAUCAUCGAGCUGGGACGCUGGGUGAUCGAGAACAAGGUGCCGCUGAACGGCGUGGCCUGGUAUCCGGGUGGCUCCAUGAAGUCCAACUACUGGGUGCACUACGUCUGCAUGGUGCUGUUCCAGUGGAUGCCGGCCCUCUUUGUGGACGCCCUGCUCUGGCUACUGCGAUACCCGCCGGUACUGUGUCGCGUCCAGAACCGCAUCUUCAAGGGAUUCGAGGUGUUCGAGUACUAUGCCAAUAACGUCUGGAACUUCGACAACUCGGAGGCGGUGAAGCUGCGCAAGCUGAUGAACAACAAGGAGCGGCGCACCUACGUGAUCGAGAAGAUCGAGCUCGACCUGAUCGACUACUUCACCAACUGCGUCCUCUGCGCCCGCCGUCUGAUCCUCAAAGAGUCGGACGAGUCGAUUCCGGCGGCCAGGAGACACAUGAAGGUGAUGUGGGUUGUGGACAAGGUCUACAAGGGCAUCUGGAUAUUCGGCAUCCUCUACAUGCUCUACAGGUGCUUCUUCGCCGGCUAGACUCCGUCCGGAUGCGACGCUUAGUUAAGUGCUGGAGACCAAAAGAUGAGCCCUGCCCCAAGCCGCAGUUGUUAUGUGUUAUGUUUUCCUUAGGAACUAAGUUUUCUAGUUUAAGGCGGUGCUGUUGAUUAGAAACUUAAUGCACUUGUUUUGAAAGACAGCGAAUAAAACAUUGGUUUAUGUA